UUAGUCAAACAAAUGUCAAACUGUGUCGUCCGCCGUCAAACUUGUAUUUUUAUGUAAUUCAAAAAUAAAAAAUUCUAAAUUAAUAAAAACAUUGAUUCUACAUUUAGUGCAUUUAGUUGAUUAAUACAAUAAUAAAAAGUUUUAAUAAUGGGUACAGUGCACGCUAAGUCUGAGCAGAAUGACAUAGGGGAGGUGGGCGGGGGCGGGCUGUUUGAGUUCGAGGAGCCCAGCGAGCUGGAGGACGAGCCCAUCGCCAAGCCCACCAUACGACUGGGCGGAGUUCGGGCUCGAGUGGACAGAGUGCACGUGGACGGCCUGAGCCGCACCAAGGACGACGUCAUCCGCAGCACGGUGGACGAGCUGUUCCACGCGACCGACUUCGAGGACGUCAUACUCCGCGCCCACAAGGUGCGGCGCGCGCUGGACGCUAUGGGCUGCUUCCGCGACAUCGGCGUCUACAUCGACGUGUCGUCCGGCCCCGGGGCCACGCCCGAGGGGCUCGAGGUGACGUUCCAGGUGAAGGAGCUGUCCCGCGUGGUGGGCGGCGUGAACACCACGGUCAGCGAGAACGAGGGCAACCUGGUGCUGGGAGUGAAAAUGCCGAACGUGCUCGGGCGCGGCGAGCGGCUGCAGGCGGAGUACAGCAUGGGCUACCGCAGCUCCUCCAACUUCAGCGUCGCCGCCACCAAGCCCUACCCGCACAAGCCACUCACACCCGUUAUAACGGCGUCGGUGUACCAGCAGAACCACGAGUACCCGUGGUCGGGGUACCGGCUGCUGGACCGCGGGCUGCUGCUGGACCUCGCCUUCCGGACCUCGCCCGCGACGAAGCACAACCUCCAGUGGGAGGGUCUGGUGCGGGACACGUCCGUACUCAGCAAGACCACCACCUUCUCCGUGCGGGAGAACAGCGGUCCCCAAAUGAAAUCAGUGAUCCGCCACAUAGUGUCGGUGGACCACCGCGACGAGCCGAUCUUCCCCACGAGAGGCACCUUCGUCCAGUUCACGAGCGAGGUGGCCGGCCUGGGAGGGGGGGUCGCUCAUUUGAAAACGGAACUCAAUGCUCAAGCAAACGCGGCUGUGAAUGACUCUGUGGUGGUGCAGGUGUCGGGCGCGCUGGGCGUGCUGCACGACGUGUUCGGGACGGCGCUGGCGGACCGCCUGUUCCUGGGCGGGCCCGCCUCGCUGCGGGGCUUCGCGCAGCGCGGCGUCGGCCCGCACCGCGACGCGCAGGCGCAGGGCGGGCAGAUGUACUGGGCGUCGGGCCUCCACGUGUUCACGCCGCUGCCGUUCCAGCCGGCGCGCCACGGGCUGGGCUCCCUGUUCCGCUCGCACUUGUUCCUCAACGCGGGCUGCCUCGCCGACGACGAGGAGAGAUCCAAGUCUUCAACGCUGGAAGCGCUGAGCCUGUACCGGCUGUCGUGCGGCGCGGGCGUGGCGCUGCGCGUGGGCCGCGUGGCGCGCCUGGAGCUCAACUACUGCGUGCCGCUGGCCGCGCGCGCCGGCGACCGCGCCGCGCCCGGCCUGCAGCUCGGGCUCGGCGCGCACCUGCUCUAGGGGUCAUACAGCUGUCUCUCUCUCUCUCUCUCUCGCCUGGAGCUCAACUACUGCGUGCCGCUGGCCGCGCGCGCCGGCGACCGCGCCGCGCCCGGCCUGCAGCUCGGGCUCGGCGCGCACCUGCUCUAGGGAUCCGAGCCGUUCGUCGAACGAAGAAAUACGAAUUAUGUUAUUUAUUGUUUGUGUAAAUACAAGUGUAUUGAUGUCCCCGCGGGCCGUACGCCUGCUCGUCUUGUAUAUGAUAUGUAUAAAUCAUUAGUGCUGUUACAAUAAAAUUGUUUAAUUUUUA
Amyelois transitella is the source of this 1846-nucleotide messenger RNA. RefSeq names its product sorting and assembly machinery component 50 homolog. Gene Ontology annotation, cellular component: outer membrane; SAM complex. Lineage: Eukaryota; Metazoa; Arthropoda; Insecta; Lepidoptera; Pyralidae. The transcript is spliced from 13 exons. Gene Ontology annotation, biological process: protein insertion into mitochondrial outer membrane; mitochondrial respiratory chain complex assembly. The record is from RefSeq and is a predicted model, not a curated record. Bases 148 to 1557 code for a protein of 469 amino acids.